This is a messenger RNA of Nymphaea colorata (pocket water lily), 2716 nucleotides long. RefSeq names its product disease resistance protein RPV1-like. The coding region runs from base 139 to 2592 and encodes 817 amino acids. The record is from RefSeq and is a predicted model, not a curated record. Lineage: Eukaryota; Viridiplantae; Streptophyta; Magnoliopsida; Nymphaeales; Nymphaeaceae. The transcript is spliced from 2 exons.
UUCUGUUCAUCUUCUCUUGUCAUAUUCUCAUGACUUGUUGCCAUUGGAAAAUUUAUUUAAUUCGUGCAGGCCUUUGAAAGAUUGAAAGUUCUGUCAUUUCUUGUAGUGGAAACAAAGAGUACCCCUGAUUUCACGAAUAUGCCUAGCUUGGUGGAAUUGCAAUUUCUAGAUUGCUUUGCAUUAACUACAAUUGAUGAAUCAAUCGGAAAACUCAAGAACUUGACACAUUUAAGAAUUAUCCGCUGUAGGCUUCUACUGAAACUACCGGGUUCCAUUUGCCAAUUGCAUUCUCUUGAAACUCUUGAUCUUCAAGGUUGUUUUGGUUUGACUUCUUUGCCAGAGCGAUUGGGAGAGCUGGGAUCACUCAAGAAGCUUGAUCUCAGUUGGACAAGUAUAAAGAAGGUACCUUGUUCACUUAAAAACUUGCAUGAGAUGCUUAUGUACGGCUGUCAAAGUCUAUCGAGGUUACCUGAUUCCAUUUGCCGGUUAAGUUCUCUUGAAAUGCUUGGUUUGAAAGGGUGUAGUCAACUUUGUUCUGUACCAGAAGGCUUAGGGUACAUGAAGUCAUUAAAGAAAAUUGACCUUUCUAGGACAAGCAUUGAGGUCAUACCUGAUUCUAUUGGACAGCUUACCGACCUUGUUGAGCUAUCUUUAUGUAACUCAACAGGCUUGGAUAGCUUACCUGAUUCCAUUUGCCAGCUAAAGUUGUUGAAAUCACUUGACCUUAGUGGGUGUCUGUCUCUCUGCUCUUUGCCAGAAAGACUAGGGGACUUGGAGAAACUGGAGGAGAUUAUUCUUGACAAUACCAUAAUAGAGGUCUUACCUGAUUCAGUUGGGCAGCUCAAAAGCCUUCGCCUACUAUCUUUGCAGGGUUGCAAGUUCCUGAAAGCAUUACCUAUUUCCAUGAGACACUUGAUCUCCAUACAACAGCUGAAAAUGUCUGGAACCGGUUUAAUGACCUCUGAGAAUGACUUUCCACAUCUUGCAGCAGUUAAUAUUAUUGAAUUGACAAGUUCAUCUUCGGAGUUGCUUGGAUUGUGCAACCAAUCUUACAAAGCCCUAGAAAUUCUUCACUUGAAGGAUGCUAUAAUUGAAGAGUUGCCCGAUUGUGUUGGAAAGAUGGAAAACCUCAAGGAGCUGCGACUAGAAUGUGAAAUGCUGAAAGAAUUGCCCAAUCAGAUUGAGGGGUACUUGGAAAAUCUUACUCAAUUAGUAGUCAAGAGCAUGCAUAUAAAAGCUCUGCCUGACUGCAUUGGGUUGCUCAAGCAACUUAGUCGGUUGAGUCUGAAAUGUGAGAAUCUCAAAGCUUUACCCAACUCGAUUGGGUCACUGAAACAGAUGCGGAAGUUGAAAUUGAACUGUGUGAACCUCGAAGCUCUACCCAACUCGAUUGGACAUUUGAAGAAACUUGCAGAAUUUGAGGUGUGGUCUAACAGUCUUGAAGCUCUACCUGAUUCCAUUGGGUCAUUGAAAUGUGUUUGGAGAUUAAAAUUGAAGUGCCCAAACCUCGAGAUUCUACCAGAUUAUAUUGGAGAAUUAGAAAGUCUUGAACAAUUUGAAGUGGAUUCCCAUCGCCUCAAAUAUUUGCCCAAUUCUAUUGGGUCUCUAACAAGGAUUUGGUUCUUGAUCCUAAACUGCACGAACCUUGAAGAUUUGCCUAACUCUAUGGAAAGAUUACAAAGUCUUGGAAGUUUACAUUUACAUUCUGACAAUUUUACAGCUCCACCUGAUUUCAUUGGACGAUUGGAAAAUCUUGUGACCUUCUCGUUCAACAGCAAAAAAUUAAAAUACUUGGAUGCAGCAAUUUUUGAGUCAUUGGGAAGACUUCUUCAUUUAUCGCUUAGUGGUUGCAAGAACCUGGAAGUUUUGAUAGCUGCCUCUAUUCGACAAACAGAUUUUGCUCGCCUCUCAUCCUUAAAGUAUCUUGAUUUGAAAGACUGUGAAGGGCGUGAGUACCUUCCUCAGCUUCCCUCUUCUCUACACUCGCUUGAUGCUUCUGGAUGCACCAAUUUGAGAAAAAUAUCAGAUAUUUCAAACUUGAAAACUUUGUACAAGUUGUGUUUGGGUGGUUGUAAGUUGCUUGAAGAUGUGCCUGGCCUCGAAAAUAUUUCAAGCAACUUGGAAGAGCUGGAACUGCCUGGCCCUUGUGAUUUCACAGGGUGUUGCCACUUUAAUCAUGAUUUCAAAAACAAAGUGUUCAAGGAGAUAACUUUUGAAAACUUGGAAAGGUUGAAGAUAUCAGGGUCUUUAGUGCCAGGGUCAGCAAAAGGACAACAGCAGCUGCAAUUUAUACUCCCGAGGUUGCCAUUUAGUUGGUUGAGAGGAGCACGGCUGAAGUUGGGCCUGGACAAGGUCCUCUCCCCCAUCUGCUUAGCAAUAAUUGCCGAUGACGUUACUGUGUUUGAGAAAAUUGCGGAAGUCGACGGUGAUAAAGUCGAAUUGAAUUUGGGGGCAGAGAGCAUUGUGAAGACAGGGGAGGGAGCACAUUGCUAUACAAUGCAGGUGACAAUGGAUGUGUCCCAACUGCAAAAUGUAUUUGUACUUCUUACAAUUCGGAGUUCGACUAGUUUAACAUUUCAAGCAUACAUUUAAAUUCAUGCUCAACUUGUUUAUAAACGAGUCAAAUUCGAACCUAGCUUUGACAAGCUAAGUCCAGGUUGAGCUGGCUUGAGUUGUUGUGCGGCCCUAUUGAAUAUGAACUUCUUGAUUUUUUUAC